AUGAAACACUUAGUUUGGAUAGCUGGAAGUUGGCUUUCUUGGCGUGGGGCGAACUUUCAUUUGGCGGUUGAGUAUUUUGAUAAAUAUUUGGGGUUAUAUUAUGAGGGUAGAUUGGUGGCUGAGUUAGAAACUGAGUCUAAAAUCUUAUCUGUGGGGUUAGGAGAGAGAUUAAGUCUUCUGUUUGCUUCUGAUCUGGUUAUCUAUGCUUAUGAUUUAGAGCGGGGCACGGUCGUAGAGGCAAAACGGAUUGCCUUAUCUGGGGUUGUUUUUGGACUAGCAGAUCAGGAGUAUAUGAUGGUUAGAAGCUGUACUAAGCAUAUGAAAGAUGUACUUUGGGACCUUAGUAGGUUACGGUCGUAUCCUAUUAAUCGGAAUAGUAAUGGGGAGUCAGAGCGGCAGAUUAUUGGGUGGCGAGUUCUGAGUAGGGAUCGAAUUGAAGUUGAGUAUGCUGAUCGGGUAAAGGAAGUGCUGGUUUAUGAUAAUGAGAAGUUUAGCUGGAUUGUGUCUACUAGAUGUAAAGGGUUUAGUACGACUCUGUUUCUGGAUAAGAGGAACCUGGUAAGCAUUAAUGACCAAACAAUCACUCACUCUGUUAUUUCCAUAAGUCGGAGUUUAUGUCAGGGCCAGACUGUCGAAGUGUGCGAGUUUAAGCCCAAUAGUCUCACUUGUCUUAUUAAUGGCACUCAACACCGGAUUUAUCGCGACUUAAAUGGGUUUGCCAUUAAUCAGCCAACCACGCCCUUCCACUCCCCAGCUAAUUCUACUACCACUACUACCACCACCACCACCACCACUACCACCACUACUACUAACACCACCACUACCAACCCAAUACUAACUACAACCACGCCGCAUGUUUGCAUAGAGAAGAACAACUUACUAAUGGUGAACGGCCGAGUCCAUGCUCGUUUGCUAGGCACCCCGCUCUUUUUGUCUUAUGAUGGCACAUACCUCCAUCGAGUUGAUCAAUGUGGGACUUUAUCUAUUUUCAAAUUGACUGAGCGCUUAGAGUACCUACGAACUAUUAAUAUUGCCCGAGCCGUUGAUUUAGUCGGGUUUUAUGCACUCUCAACGAAACGGGCCACUUUGACUCUGAGUAUCUAUAAAGAGAAAGUCGAAGUAAUUGAACAUCUAGAACGAGUAACAACCAAAAGCACAAUCCAAGCAGCCAAUCCUAUCAAAAGUGCCUGUAAAUACCGCAAAACCAUUGUUACUCAAGAUGUUCAUGGCCAGUACACUCGCUACUAUCUAGAUAAAAACAAGACUCUGGUCAAAGAAGACCUUCAUCCGCCAAAAGAUACAGUCCAACUUCUUUACUCCGCUCCUAACCCAAAUGUUUCUCUAAAGCGCUUAACCAUCAGCAAGACCCACCAAACGUACACGGCUUAUAUCGAAGAGACCAAAACACUUAGCACUACCUUUAUUAAAUUCUUUGGCUUACUACAUACUGGCUACUUCCAUUCUGAUGGGUUUAGUCUCUUUCUUUCGGGCCAGCCCAAGGUUCACUUCCAAGCACCCGUCAAAACUAUGCAGGUCUUUAGCACCGCUCAACUCAGUGCUCUUCUCGUUCAUCUGGCCUGUGGCCGUCUUCAUUUAUUCUACAUUCAAAAUGAACAACUCCUGGGCCGCCUGACCCUAUCUGAACGAAUUACGCCUGAUUAUCUUGAACUGGUUGAUUUAGAAACCAUAGCUACAGUCCAGUUUAAUACUUUUAGUCUCUUUAAAUACACAGACUAUCUCCAUCUUACUUGUUAUAUAACACUAACCCAGCCAAUUACUUCAUUUAUCUACACUAACGAAACGAUCUACUUAUGCGGCAAACAAGGUUUAUUAUGUGCGCUUAGCAACGAUGAGCCGGAUAGCGAGUACUUGUCACCAGAUAGUUCAUUUGGCGUUACCCUUCGCUAA
Molecule: messenger RNA, 1908 nt
Organism: Nematocida homosporus
Lineage: Eukaryota; Fungi; Microsporidia
Exons: 1
Coding region: 1-1908 (635 amino acids)
Source: RefSeq, a predicted model, not a curated record